Messenger RNA from Adineta ricciae, 912 nucleotides. The record is from the annotation of a GenBank genome assembly. NCBI's taxonomy places the organism in Eukaryota, Metazoa, Rotifera, Eurotatoria, Adinetida, Adinetidae.
AUGGUUCGAAUUGCUGUUUUGGGUUGUGGAACGAUGGGUUUGAAAAUCGCAGGCAAUUUCGCCUAUUAUGGUCACGUUGUAAAGAUUUUCGAUAGUGAUUUAAAACAACUGGACAGUGCUUGUGAGCGUAUUCAUCAUGAUGAAGAUCAAUUGUAUCGCGAUGGAUUGAUUGAAUCGCCGAAAUUUUUAGGGCAAAUCUUGUGUUUGAAUCGACUGGAAGAUGCGGUGAAAGACGUGGAGUUCGUUUUUGAAUGUGUUAUUGAAAAUAUGGAAAUCAAACAAUCGCUAAUCGAAAAAGCCGCCCAAUUUGCUCCAGCAAACGUCAUCAUAUGUUCAAAUACAAUGAGAUUAGAUUUAGACAAGAUUUCGGAAAAUCUUUCUCAUAAAGAGAGUUUUGUCGGAGCACGAUUUCUUUUUCCUGUUUAUUAUGUGCCUGAAGUUGAACUCAAUCCAAGUAAAUCAACAAGUACGCAAACAAUCAGUGCCGUGAGAAAACUAUUGGAACAAAUGGAUAAAGUUUUGUACUUUCGUUCAUCAAUGGAUCCGUUAAUUCUUGACGAAGAGCAACGUGAAGCAAGACGAAAAGCUCGAAUUGAACAAUUGAAAAAAAGUAGUGGCAUUAUGGUUGUUCGCGGUCGAACAUUACCCGAAUUAACUUCCUCUACUCAUCGCACGAGUCACAAUGGAAAUCGCAGUGAAUUAAUUGAUAGCACAAAUAAUGGAAAUAACAACUCAAUUGCCAAUGAAAAUGUGGAUUGCUCAAUUUGUAUGGAUCGUCCGCGAAAUUCCGUUAUACGAUCUUGUAAUCAUUUCGUCACAUGUUAUGAAUGUGCACGAUUAUUGUACAAUCGCAAAGAUCCAUGUCCAGUCUGCCGUAAACGCAUCGAUGAUGUCAUUCGUGUUUAUACAUGA